Messenger RNA from Aegilops tauschii subsp. strangulata, 2658 nucleotides. Its product is annotated as xyloglucan O-acetyltransferase 3. Gene Ontology annotation, cellular component: Golgi apparatus. Gene Ontology annotation, molecular function: O-acetyltransferase activity. The record is from RefSeq and is a predicted model, not a curated record. NCBI's taxonomy places the organism in Eukaryota, Viridiplantae, Streptophyta, Magnoliopsida, Poales, Poaceae.
GUCGGAUCCUCCGCUAGAAUGGUUACAACAUCUCAAGCCAUGGUUGUAGUUCCCCCGUUAGCCGGUGGCAGCUCCGUCGAGCACGGUUGCAGCUCUGUCGCUGAAAAAAAAGAAAGUAGCAUGGCCGCAGCUGGUUGUAACUUUUUCAUGGUCGGUUGCAACUCUGCUGGCGGACGGUUGCAGCUCCACCGUCGGCAGUGCCCACUGGCUCCAGCGCCGCCCAACGACAAUUGCAGCUCCACCAACUCUGUGUGCCUGUGCGUGUGUGAGAGAGAGAGACACGCAGGCGUCCGGCGCAGUUUCCAGCCGGUCGCUUGGAGGGAAUUGUUUCCCUUCUUAGAAUCCUGCGCUCCGAAGGAGCCCUAAGGUGAAGUUCCUAUAAAUCACAAUCCUAUGAAUCAAACAAUACACACAGAAAAAUCCUAAGGAUUAGAAUCCCUAAAAAAUAUAUUUUGAAAUACUCUGAUCAGAUAGCGUCACUAAUCCUCCUCUCGAUGGUCGCAUUUGUCUUUCCGUCCCCAGUCGGCCAGGGAAGCUCUGUGCUGAGUGCCCCAUCGCCUGAACAGGAGCCCAGAGGAGGACGGCAAGCACAUACCGUUGCAAGGCUUUCCUUGACUACAUUUUUCUUUUUACCAAAAAAUGGUUUCUACUUGAGCGGAGCCAUGAAUCUCAACCGUCCUCUUCGAAUCCAACAGCUUGAGACCAACCAAAGGCAAGGAACUGUUCAACGCAGUGUUUAAACAAGGCAUGAACCUUUGGAGAUCAUGUGAGAAUAGGUCUAGAAAAGUCCCCACCGUCAUCAAGGAAGUGGCAGAAAAAUAUCACCCAAAAACAAUAAAAGCACAACAGGCAGUCUAAACUCUAAACUCCAGUAUAACAUAAGACAAGUAAAUCAGUAAAGGGAAAAACAACGAAGCAUAACCGCUGAUACCUCGGCCCAUCUCCAAGAUCGCAGCAACCAAGGAGCAUGCCCUUGGCUUCACUUCUAAGCAAGGCUAGCAGUUUUCUGGAGUCAGAGCUGCGGUCUAGCUGUGCCCAGAGGAUUUCCAGUGCUCAAUCUCCUAGUACAAUGACUAUAAAAUGGCAUCGAGAUUGCUUUCAUUCCACAGCUCAUUAAGAGCGGGGAACCUGGGGCACCCUUAAAUCCUCUGAUUCCUGGGAGAAGAACGAAAGCUUACCACAAAGGAAGUAAACAAAGUACGCACAGCUACCUAUGCGAUGCACCGGUCAGUCCUCACCAGCCAACACCACACCCCUCCUUCAUAUGAGAGGGUUUGUGACUUCCUAGUUCAUACAGUGAUGCAACCGUAGACCUACCAAUGGCCAAGGAAAGCACUCCUCCUCCAAACCUCCAUGGCAUAAACCCCAUCAGAAACUCAAGCAAAAGAUUUCCUGGUGGAAGAAAACUUGCGCUGAUACUAAGCGCAGUCGUAUUCGUUCUUGUUUCCUCGGCAUAUUAUCCUGGGCAGGUUUUCUAUGGCUCUACAGAGCUGACUCAUAAUUCUCAUCAGACGGCCAUCGCCGGUCACAAAGACAAUGAAAUAGACUGCGAUCUGUUCAAUGGCACAUGGGUCAGGGAUUUGGGAGGCCCAAUCUACACUAACAUGACAUGCCCGACGAUACCAGAUUCAAAGAACUGUGCAAAGUAUGGAAAGCAAAUGGAUUAUGUAAACUGGAGGUGGAAGCCACAGGGCUGUGAUAUGGCAAGGUUUCAACCUCAGCUAUUCUUAAAUAUUGUCCAAGGGAAGACAUUGGCUUUUGCUGGGGAUUCAAUUGGACGGAACCAGAUGGAGUCACUCCUCUGUUUAUUGUCUCAGGUAGAAGCUCCAACAAAAGUUCACAGCGACACUAAAGAUAAAUUUAUCACAUGGAACUUCAGAUCUUAUAACUUCACUCUCAUGGCACUGUGGACAAAAUUUCUAGUAGAAGAUUCUCAAAGAGAGAUCAACGGGACAUUAGUUGAAUCGCAUGAUAUGCACUUAGAUAAACUUGAUGCAAGAUUAGCUGCAAACUUGCAUGAGAUCAAUAUCUUAGUUGUAUCUAGUUCGCGUUGGUUCUUCAGAACAAAUUAUCUCUACGAAGACGGGAAACUCAUCGGUUGCAUAUACUGCUCAGAGGAUAACAUCACAAGUUUCAGCGUCAUUUCAGCUAUUCAGAGGGUAUUCAGGACGGCUAUCAGUAACUUGAAUAGCCGCCGAGAAUCCAGAUUGCAGUUAACAGUGGUGAGGACAGCAACACCGGCACAUUUUGAAAAUGGCCAGUGGAAUACUGGAGGAACAUGCAACAGAACUGAACCAGUGGGAGAAGGAACAGCAAUGACCAGUACAAGUGAAAGGGAAAUAAGAGAUGUCCAGGUUGAGGAAGCGAACAGAGCACAAAAGGAGAAAAAACAAAAGGGUGGGAUGAAUAUAGAGAUCCUAGAUAUAACCAAGCUUAUGUCUAUGAGACCUGAUGCACACCCAGGGAUCCACUGGAAUAAUGAGUGGAUGAGGGGUUACAGUGACUGUUCGCAUUGGUGCCUGCCAGGACCAAUUGAUAUGUGGAAUGAGCUAUUACUUGCUGUGCUUUACAAAUAUAAGAAAAACGUGGAAGUCCAAUGAUGCAGGAACUUCUGCUAAUCCAUAAGAUCCCAGAGAGUCCCUCUUUUCCUUCUUUUUA